Morone saxatilis (striped sea-bass) is the source of this 2489-nucleotide messenger RNA. Its product is annotated as glycerophosphodiester phosphodiesterase 1-like. NCBI's taxonomy places the organism in Eukaryota, Metazoa, Chordata, Actinopteri, Moronidae. Gene Ontology annotation, molecular function: phosphoric diester hydrolase activity. The record is from RefSeq and is a predicted model, not a curated record. The transcript has 6 exons. Gene Ontology annotation, biological process: lipid metabolic process. The coding region runs from base 182 to 1177 and encodes 331 amino acids.
GCUGACUCUCGGGCGUCUUGUGUGUGUGUGUGUGUGUGUGUGUGUCUGACCCUCAACCAUGUAGUCAACUGAGCACUGACAGCAGAGCUCCAUCCAUGGCAUCUUUCUAAACAACGAUUCUCUCAUCCUCCGGUCCGGUCGUGACAUAGAUCUCCAGCCCUCCACUCCCCCCGCGUUCAUCAUGCUGCAGAUCGGAGACGAGGUGGUGUAUUUCUCGGCGGUGUUCCUGCUGGUGAUGCUGGGGACGAGGAGCGCCACGGGGGCCUCCCUCCUCACCGCGUUCCUCUACGUCUUCAUGGUGAUGUUCCGCUUUCCUCCGGUGCCAGCGGAGCAGGCCGGCCGCGUCCUCCGGCCCAGGGCUCCAUCAGGCGGCGUCCCGGUGGUGGCGCACCGCGGAGGGAGCCACGACGCCCCGGAGAACACCGUGGCAGCUAUCAGAGAGGCCAGUAGGAACGGGGCUACUGGAGUGGAGCUGGACCUGAGCUUCACCGCCGACGGAGUGCCCGUACUGAUGCAUGAUGAGACUCUGGACCGCACCACCAAUGGCUCUGGACCAGUUAACAAACUGCAGUUUGUCCAACUUAGAAGACUUGAUGCUGCUGUUCAACACAGGCUGAAGGACAAAUUCAGUGGAGAAAAGGUCCCAACUCUGCAGGAGGCAGUGGAGGAAUGCAUCAGACACCAGCUGACCAUCUUCUUUGAUGUCAAAGGUCAACCUGAUAAGGCUGUAUCAGUGCUUCACGAGAUGUAUAGGAAGUUCCCCGUCCUUUACAAUUCCAGCAUUGUUUCCUCCUUUGAACCCAAAGUCAUCUACAAGAUGCGUCAGACUGACCCCAACGUGGUCACGGCUCUCACCCACCGACCCUGGAGACUGAGCCGCUUUAGCGAUGGCACUCCUAAGGCCCUGUCUGCAUGGGGCCAGAUGUGGACAGGGGUUCUGGACGUCUUGUUGGACUGGGCCCACCACCACAUACUGUGGAAACUCUGCGGAGUCUCUGCCAUCCUCGUGCAGAAAGACUUCAUCUCACUGGACUAUGUCCAGUACUGGGCAGAGCGAGGUGUGGAGGUGGUGGGCUGGACUGUGAACAACGCUGUGGAGAAAGACUACUACCAAAACCUGCUGAAGAUUGGCUACAUCACCGACAGUCUGCUGGAAGACUGUGAUGCUUAUUACUGAAUGAUCACAACACACACAUACACACACACGAUGACAUUUUACAGCUUCUUAUUGAACAAAUUCGUAGUUAGAAACUCCUAUGUUAGACAAGAUAUGACAUAAUAACCAUAAUUACUACAUUUUACUUUACAUUUUACUACAAGUUUCUUGUCUUUUCAAAGAACAUACAUACUGAAAUAUGUAGAUUAAGUGAAUUAUAAGGUGGAAGGAAGCCAGAAAUUUGGUGCUAACUAGCUCUGUAGUGGCAAUCAAACAAUUCAUGCUUUAUAGAAAUACAUAUAUUAUAGAGGUAAGAACACAUAACUACCUGUAGCUGGCAUACAGGUAAAUUCCCUUUUAAAUUUACAGACACAUUAAACCAUGAAGACUCAACUGUAAACUACCUUGUCCUUAUCCUACUACCAGCAGCAAUACCUCCACCUCUCCUGGACCAGGGAUUAGGAUUACACCACCUUAAAGAUCUUUUCUACCUUCUGUGCUGAUCUUUCAGAGGCUUUGAUGUACCUUUAAAGAGACAUCAGUGUAUAUACUUGUAACAUUAGACAUACUGGCGUCAUAUCAAUGCCUGCCAUCUUAAUAUUUAUUUAAUAAUGGGCUCUAGAGGAUCUCUUGUUAAUAUUCGGCAACUUGACAUGCUGAUACUUGAUUGUGGAGAAACUUGCCUUCCGUCGUUAAGUUGCACAAACCUUAAGACAUUAAAACUUUGACUGACUCAACGGUAAAAUGAUAAUAUCUGAUUGUAUCCUCCAAAGGAUUUCAUUCCUGAGGGAAAGUAAAUGCACCGUUGAACCUGCGUAGAGGCGUGUGUAGUUCAAUGCUUUACACUUCUUGAAUACCCUCAUUAUUACGACUAGAUACUAUGAAACCUGUACGCUUUAAUUUCUUCACAUGACUUUUAUUCAUUUAAUCUUUCAGUUGUAUUUUCUCUAUCUCACCACAUGAUGGUCUAAUGCUGCUUUAAAUAAUUGUCCACGCUGCUAGGAAUAUGAUUUGUACAGAAAAAUACUAAUUCUCUUCACUUUAAUUUAAUUAAAUUUAACAGUGUUGCCUGAAUACGGUCACGUUUAAAGAUAAUUAGCUGUAAAGAAUAUCAGAAUCAGCCUUAAGAAGCCUGUCUGUAACUGUAGGAUGUGAACUAGUCCCAGAAACAUCGGAGUUUUUUUUAAGAUAUUUAAGGAGUUCUUGGUGAAAACUUGUUACCAAUAACUUGUUUCGACAACAACAUUUCUCUUGCCUUUUAUUUCCUGUAGUGUGAAGAAUGUCUUAUAAUCUAAUAAAACUUAAUAAACUCGUCAUAAUAGGUUGAAAUAAC